AUGAGUGACCCGGUGAUGGCGGCCGAUGGGCAUACGUAUGAGCGGUCGGCGAUCGAGCGCUGGCUCGCGACCAAGUCGACGAGCCCGAUGACGGGCGAGGCGCUCGAGCACAUCUGUCUCUUCCCGAGCCACAUCCUGCGCCGUCAGAUUCGAGAGUGGCGAGAGGCGCAUCCAGGGCGGCGCAAAGAGCUGCAUGCCACCGAAGGCGCUGUCGAGGUUCGCCGAGCGCGGCGAAAUCCGGGGAAGCCGCCACCGACGAGCGCGUUGGACUUUUCACUCCGGACAAAGACGGCCGCACGCACACGAGCUGCGGUCGUGCGGCCGUCAUAG
This is a messenger RNA of Emiliania huxleyi CCMP1516, 330 nucleotides long. RefSeq lists its product as hypothetical. The transcript is spliced from 2 exons. The coding region runs from base 1 to 330 and encodes 109 amino acids. NCBI's taxonomy places the organism in Eukaryota, Haptophyta, Isochrysidales, Noelaerhabdaceae. Gene Ontology annotation, biological process: protein ubiquitination. Gene Ontology annotation, molecular function: ubiquitin-protein transferase activity. The record is from RefSeq and is a predicted model, not a curated record.